Platichthys flesus (European flounder) is the source of this 6186-nucleotide messenger RNA. It is a transcript of the gene gpr37b, whose product is annotated as G protein-coupled receptor 37b. NCBI's taxonomy places the organism in Eukaryota, Metazoa, Chordata, Actinopteri, Pleuronectiformes, Pleuronectidae. The record is from RefSeq and is a predicted model, not a curated record. The transcript has 2 exons. Gene Ontology annotation, cellular component: signaling receptor complex; plasma membrane. Gene Ontology annotation, molecular function: prosaposin receptor activity; G protein-coupled peptide receptor activity. The coding region runs from base 376 to 2238 and encodes 620 amino acids. Gene Ontology annotation, biological process: adenylate cyclase-inhibiting G protein-coupled receptor signaling pathway; positive regulation of MAPK cascade.
GAGUGUGUGGAUAUGCAACAAUUCCUCCUCGGCCUCUCGCUGCGUCCCCUCUUUGCGCAGCCGGACUCCGACUCGCGGUCCUGCUCGGUGAAGUCAGGACUUCUGGAGCAUUGGAGGUUUUUCGCAGCUGCAGCGCCGGUGCACCACUGAGCUGGGAUACAGCCCGAGUAAAAGUCUGCAGAGCUCUCCCCCCCUCCUCCGCCUCCGCCGUCACCCCCCCUGCAUGCAGCGGAUCACUCGUAACCGUGAGCUCCCCUGGGUGCUGCCUCCAACAUGGGUGUUGACUGAAUGGAAGAGUGUCCCCGCGCUGGCACCGAGGGAUGAGGACGCACUUGUGAGGAUUUAAACCCAGCGCUCAACACAUUUCCCUGGACCAUGAUUCUGCAGCCCAGGACGUUGUUUGUGUUACUGGCCCACGCACAUGUUUUGGUAUCUUUGAGGAAUAAUGGGGAAGUGCGGGGCAACGAGGACGGCAACGUCAGCGCGCACUCCACCAGGACUUUCCACGCGUCACUGCGGGAGAGUCACCAAAGCAGAGCCAGGGAGCGUGCGCUCUCGGCGGCGUAUGCCACAGGUGCGUCCUCGGCGGAGCGGGCCCUCUCCAGGGGGACCCUUAACUCCACUCACCCCUGGAGGAGAGCGUCAAUUGCGGGGGAGACGAGGCGAGUGGGACACAACAAGCGCGACUUCAAUAGGACCGUGACACCCGUGGAGGAUCCCCACGCCGUCGCACAUUGGGACGCGACGCGCCGCCAUAGUAAGAGGAUAAAGUUGAAUGGCGCUCUUGAUACUACGAGGACGCCAGCAGGUGGACACUACAAUGCGGCUAAGCCCUCGUCAAUGGGCCGGGGAGGAGGGGGCCCCGAGGAGGGCGACAGGCACAAGAGGGGCACAAAAGACGAGCAGAAGAAAGGAUGGAAGAGGGGGAGAAGCCGGCUGAACAAAGGCGCGGUGCCUCCGGCCCAACCUCACACGGCGCCGUGGGAACCCAUCCCCAAGCCGGUGGCCCUCACCUCCACCGACAUGCCCUUUGACCUCUUCACCAGGAGGCCCGAGCUCUUCACGUUCAGGGAGGAGAACCCCUGGGACGCCACGCCGAUCACGCCCCCCAGCUCGCCGGACUUCGGCGGCGAUGAGAUCAAGAACCCCUUCUACCCGGUGACCAGCGAGACCUACGGCGCGUACGCCAUCACCUGCGUGUCCGGGGUGAUCUUCCUGGUGGGCAUAGCGGGCAACAUCGCCAUCCUGUGCAUCGUGUGCCAGAACUACUACAUGAAGAGCAUCUCCAACUCGCUGCUGGCCAACUUGGCCGUGUGGGAUUUUGUGCUCAUCCUCUUCUGCCUGCCCAUGGUGGUGUUCCACGAGCUGACCAAGUCCUGGCUGCUGGGGGAGUUCACCUGCAAAGUGGUGCCAUAUGUGGAGGUGGCGUCUCUGGGCGUGACCACCUUCACCCUGUGCGCUCUGUGCAUCGACCGCUUCCGCGCGGCCACCAACGUCCAGAUGUACUACGAGAUGAUCGAGAACUGCACGUCGACCACCGCCAAGCUCGCCGUCAUCUGGAUCGGCGCCCUCCUCCUGGCCCUCCCCGAGCUCCUCAUCCGACAGCUGGUGACGGAGGACACGGGAAUGCCCGGCGAGCCUCCCGUCGAACGCUGCGUCAUCAGGAUAUCCACCUCGCUUCCCGACAUGCUCUACGUGCUGGGCCUGACCUACGAGGGCGCCCGCCUGUGGUGGUGCUUCGGCUGCUACUUCUGUUUGCCCACCCUCUUCACCAUCGGGUGCUCGCUGGUGACGGCGCGCAAGAUCCGGCGCGCGGAGCAGGCCAGCGUGCGCAGCAACAAGAAGCAGAUCCGCCUGGAGAGCCAGAUGAACUGCACGGUCGUGGCGCUGGCGAUUGUCUACGGUGCGUGCGUGGUGCCUGAGAACAUCUGCAACAUCGUCUCCGCGUACAUGGCGGCCGGUGUUCCCGAGCACACCAUGUCCAUCCUCCAUCUCCUCUCCCAGCUGCUGCUCUUCUGCCGGGCCGCCGUGACGCCGGCGCUGCUGCUCCUGCUGUGUCGUCCGCUGGGCAGGGCCUUCCUGGACUGCUGCUGCUGCUGCUGCUGCAACCACGUGCCCUCCUCGGCCACGGCCAGCGACGAUAACGAACACGAGUGCACCACCGAGCUGGAGCUGUCGCCGUUCAGCACCAUCCGCAGGGAGCUGAGUAACUACACACCCGCUGGCUCCAACUGCUAAAGUGACGUUCCUCAUCAGGGGACGGAGAUUUCACUCGCCUGCCUGUGGCUAGCAGCUCUCAGACUUGCCUGGUGGAGAUUUGCCUUACCUCAUCUGGUCACAGAAGGAAGUUAGACACUGGAUAAUCACGUUCAGCCAGUGUCUUUCAGCCCCGCACUAAUACUGGACAUUUACACUGACUGUAUAACCAUUACUUCCCAGGAAAGCUAACAAAAGGCUAAAUCUCCUCUCCACUCAUGCCCUGGGGUGCUCUUAAAACAGGGUCAUAUUUUUAGCAAUUCCGCCUGAAACCUUACAAACCUCCCUUCUCUUGACCUUGUAUGCCUAAAUAUCUUCUGACAGUGGGUUUAUACUCUAUGGAAUCAACUUAAUUUCUUUUAAUGAACCGAAUCCCGAGGCUGAAAAAACGAGCAAGAAAAAAAAAAAAAACUGCUGGCCUCAUGGAAUCAGUGACAGGUAAUAUUUAUGCUGUACAACGUACAAAUGGUUGCACAGAAUGCGUCACAAUAAAUUCUUAAAGUUAAUAAAAACAGGCUGUGAUGAUAAAUAUGUUUUGCCACCAUAAAUAAUAUUUACGUGCAGGAAACUGUGCUGCAAAUCUUACGGGAGAGAAACAGUACUACCGAAAGUGUCACUGAUGAAAUGAUGGCGACUAAGCUAAUUAAUCAGAGAGCCACCGUGUACAGUUACCCAGCAUCCAGUCGGCAGACACUGCCUAUAGAUGUGCAGGACUCGCUUUACAGAUCACAUCUGCUGCAAAUGGACAUUUCAUAAAAAUGGCGUGCACGUGGGAACAAGGCUUCUGAUAAUUAAACUCGCAGAGGGCGUCUCGGCGGUACUGACAGUUUGCAAGAGGAAAACACAAAGAAGACGCUUCGCGCUGGAGAAUCCAAAUGUACACAACACUUACACUGUAUAUUGAGAAAUGUCCAGUGGACUCACACGUAACUGGGCUGGUCUCAGAACAACAACUCAGACUGGGGGUGGAAUUAAAUGCUCCGGAACGGACUAAGUGAAAUCACGUCAGAGCUGAACGGAGAGGAACGGGAUCGUGACGGAUGAAACUGAUUGGAGGGAAUAUGAAUAAUGUGGACAGUAAUGGGACAUAACACGGGGAAGGAUAAGUGAAAGGGACGGACUCGGCGUGAGGUGGACUGAAAACGGAUAUCUGCACUACACUGUUGUAUCAUGUUGCGCCUUACACUUUGGGCUGUAUAUAAACUGUACACACUUUCUUCGGUGCUCUUAUGAUGAAUGCGCUGUCAACAACAAAUCCAUCGGUUCGACUUAGCAUCACAAGUAAUUGAGCUGCGGACUUUGUCUCAGGUCAAGAAGACAGAUUGCAGCUAUCUGCAACUCGGGAGUACACGAACAAUAGAGGGGGAAGAAAACAAAUCAAUAUGGAGUUUUUACACAGAAAGUUUAAUAAACCUCACCGGACUGCCUUUACUGAGAGUGAUGGCUGUUUGACAGCUGCGCUACAGAUAUGGUAGCACUUUACUUUACAGUAGAGUAAUUACUUAAUGUUUGAUUAAUCACUGACAUAAAAAAACGACAUGGUAUUAACAUUGUUCUACAUCAAAAGAUGCAAUAAGUUUGAUUAUAUAAUUAUUUCAUCGGUAAAGACAUAUAAUUAAAGGCCUUUGGUUUCAUUCAAGUAAAAGAGACAGAAAAUAUCAAUCAAUACUAGAUUAAACCAAAACAUGAACCUGUUACAAAAAAGUGCCAAUGCAGCGUAACACUGUAAUUACUAGAAACUGCUGGACUGUUAAUAUAAGUUGUAUUAUAGAUUUAAAACCAAUGAUCAAUGCAAAGUUCAUUGUAAAACUUUUAGGGUUAUUCAUGUUCAUGGUUAUGAUUCCUGAACUGUAAAAAAAUAGUGAUACCACAACUUCAGAGGCAACACUGGAAAAGCUUGUUUGCUAAACCCUUCCAUUGAACAGUGAGGAUCCAUCUUAGCUCAAUAGUUUUUACACUAGACAUCGUGUGUGUUGUCAAACUACACUGUGGUUCCGUUGCGUCGCAUCGCUCGUGUUUCAUACUAUAGAAGCCGAGCAGAGGUUAACUUUUAUUGCAGCAGUGUAGGCACCAGCCAAUCAAAUCGUGCUGAAACAAACACUCAAGUGCAGGUGCCGGCCAAUCAAAUCACGUUAACAAGGAAGAAGAGCCCGAGGCAACUGGUGAUCCUGGUGUGCGUUUAUCUGGCUGUGGAUUUUAUCUCCUGUGUACCUCUUUUUAGCAUCGCAUUUAUAGCUAGCAUGGCAUGUUAGCACGAAAGUCGGCUAUGCUGUGUGUCUUGAGCAUGACAGUGUAAUAUUCGUUGUUAUGACAAUCGUACCAGCGCCAGCCAGGCACACCAGAGGUCAACGGGCGGAGAUGGUCGGUCCAGUUCCACAAUGAGUCGAGUGCUCCAGGUUCUAGCAGGAAUGAUACAUCGAGUUUUUACAUUUCCCAAACCAAAGACUUAAAAUCUGAAUUUUCAAACGAGUCCGAGGGAAAGAUUACAAAGUCACUCCGAAUUGAAACUGUUAAAUUUAGCUUGAUUUAGCAACUAAUGAGUGCAGGGUUUAGCAAAUAGUCAACGUUACUGUGUAAAUUCUUGACCUUUGAGACCCUUAGCUGUUCAUUUACUUGGGUUUUUAAGGAGAACCAAUGAAAUGUGUUUUUCACAGUGUAUAAAUUUACAAGUGUAUUGUACUGUAAAUCUGUUUCCUUAAUGCUAAUAAUCAGGCCUGGGUCAGAAGAAGGUUCAAUCACAUAUCACAAUUCGGGUUAACUGAAGUGAUACAGAAAAUGGAACAACCCAAACCUUUGGUAUAUUCAGGUAUGGAAGACGUAGAUCAUGACUCCUGACCUGUAUUUUGUUUCUUAGACUUGAAAAUGAAAUCGAUUUCAUCAUUUAUAACUUGGACUAUACGGUGGUGAGCCCUGUGAUGACCCAGGUGUGAUGCUCAUUGGUAUACUGUAUAUUGCGAUGAAUCUUUUACUUACGAUUCUGCACUGCCAAACACCUUCUCUGUGUCUGUCUCUCGUGCUCUUGUGGUAGUAGCACACUAUCUCUGGGUGUCUCUCUCUCUCCCUCUCUCAGUGCGGAGGUCAGUUUGCUCUCAGCUCCAUCUGCACGGGGAGAAGAAAAAUUACUACCAAACAUAAACCAGAAGAGGUCUGACAACACCCACGGCCAGUCGGAAAUAAAAAAAAAUACAGCUUGUACGUGCACAGUAGAGAGGCAGUGUGGAUGGAGAAUCUUUUUUUAGCUCGAAGCAGCAGCCAUCUCUAAUGAACUCUUGUUUAUGAGCUCCAGGAGAUCCAGGUGGAUGUGGCCUCAUGUUGGCGCCGCCUGCAGCUCCUCACAUAAAUAAAGAAAAUGGCCGAGAACACAGCGGCUCUGCAUCACCGUGCCCUGCAGCCUGUUUGACAGCUCCUUUUAUUACCUAUCACUAGCAGGCUAUUGCGGGCCGGUGUGUUAACCAGUCCAGGGAAAUUACACAGUACGCCCUUGCACAAAAAAAUAUAUUUUCCCCAUUUAUUACAUCAGCUCAUAGUGCUGAAGUCUGGACUUGUGCUUUAGUUCGUGAUGGGACUCGUGAGUAAACUGACCUCCUGAACCUAAUUCUCUUUUUCUGCGUAUUUCUGGGAGUGUAGCUCAUUCUAAAUGGCUCAGUGUGUAGUAACGUGGUUCAAACUAUUGAUGGAGUGAUUCUUGUGAAAACCAGUCAGUGAGACGUUUAUUCUGAACUUUGUGAGCAUCCUCUUCACUCCGAGCAAAACGUGUCCCUAUUGGAUACCGGAAAAUGUAAGCACACGGCCACUACUGUCUCUAAAGUCUAGUCACUGGUUUCUAAAUAGCUUUUUAUAUAGCCAAAAAAACUGUCCCUUUGUUUAUCAAAGAACUUUAUCUUGAAGACUGUAUAUUAAAAUCCUAAAUGUUCUAUUACUGCUGAUUUA